This is a messenger RNA of Crotalus tigris (Tiger rattlesnake), 2918 nucleotides long. RefSeq names its product solute carrier family 25 member 10 (gene SLC25A10). The coding region runs from base 548 to 1408 and encodes 286 amino acids. Gene Ontology annotation, molecular function: oxaloacetate transmembrane transporter activity; succinate transmembrane transporter activity; sulfate transmembrane transporter activity. Lineage: Eukaryota; Metazoa; Chordata; Lepidosauria; Squamata; Viperidae. Gene Ontology annotation, cellular component: mitochondrial membrane. The record is from RefSeq and is a predicted model, not a curated record. Gene Ontology annotation, biological process: phosphate ion transmembrane transport; malate transmembrane transport; oxaloacetate transport. The transcript has 11 exons.
GUGUGGCAACCCAGGAAAAGCGUUUAUUUAUGUAACUUCCACACCGCCCAUUUCGCCUAAGUGGGAGGUUUACAACCACGGAUGAACCGGUGCGAUUGAGCUUUUCCUUUAGUUCUUUUUUGGGGGGGGAAAUCUAUGCAAUCACUAAAAGUCGUCACCGGCUUAAUCUAUAUCCAAUAACGUCACAAAAUAGUUUUAGGCAGCAGUCUUACAAAUGUGCAUGAUCAAAAUGAGUUUCGCGGCUCGGUCAAAACGUUUUCGGAGUUGCCUUCUUAGACUUUAAUGACAAUAAUCCCGGAAGUGCGACUCCUUCCGCGAAAGAGAAGCCCGGGCGGAAACCAGAAUAAGCCCGGGAAACAUCUGGCCCCUCCUGCAGCUGCGCACCUUUGGCCUCACGGUUGCUCUUUUAAACAUUCCCUCCUCCGUCGCUGUCAGCAUUGCCCGUUUAAGGCCGCUUCGGUUCUCGGUCGGGUGUGGAGCGGAGGCUGGGCUGCCGGAUCCCAAAGGCGGAGGGGAAGGAUCAGCGAACGCACGUAUCGCCGGCAGGAUGGCGGAGAAACGCGUGUCCCGUUGGUACUUCGGGGGCCUGGCCUCUUGCGGGGCUGCGUGCUGCACGCACCCUCUGGAUUUACUCAAGGUUCAUCUGCAGACUCAGCAGGAAGUGAAGCUGCGCAUGACAGGGAUGGCUCUACGUGUGAUUCGCAACGAUGGUUUUCUAGCUCUCUACAAUGGGCUCAGUGCCUCGCUUUGCCGACAAAUGACGUAUUCUCUCACCCGCUUUGCCAUCUAUGAGACGGUGCGAGACAGCUUGAGCAAGGGUGCCCAGGGUCCAAUGCCCUUCUACCAGAAGGUGCUGCUGGGUGCAGUAGGAGGUUUUACUGGUGGAUUCGUGGGGACCCCAGCUGACAUGGUGAAUGUCAGAAUGCAGAAUGACAUUAAGCAGCCGGCACACCUGCGACGCAACUAUUCCCAUGCCCUGGAUGGCCUGUAUCGGGUGUUUCGUGAAGAGGGUGUGAAGAAGUUGUUCUCAGGAGGAACAAUGGCAUCGAGCAGAGGAGCCUUGGUUACCGUUGGACAGCUCGCUUGCUAUGACCAGGCAAAGCAGUUGGUUCUUGGGACUGGUUUACUCACUGACAAUAUUUUUACUCAUUUCCUGGCCAGUUUUAUUGCCGGAGGAUGUGCUACAUUUCUGUGUCAGCCCUUGGAUGUGCUAAAAACACGACUUAUGAAUUCUCAAGGCGAAUAUCGGGGUGUCCUGCACUGUGCAGUGGAGACGGCUAAGCUUGGGCCAUUGGCUUUUUAUAAGGGCCUUGUUCCUGCCGGCAUUCGCUUGGUCCCUCACACUGUGCUCACCUUUGUCUUCCUGGAGCAACUACGCAAAUAUUUUGGCGUUAAAGUAAUGACCUAAAGGAGAAGAGACCUGUUAGAGUAAAAAAAAGAUGGGGAACAAGGACUACAGAGUCCCAGACUGGCUGGAUGACAUAUUCUUUCCCUCCUUGAGGGGCAGGUAUCCCCUUCACUGCCAGGGCACUAUCUGACAUCUCACAGAAAGUCCUUGUUUGGCAUCUGCUCUUGGCCAGUUCUUCAAUAUGGUUUGGUACCUACUAGUGGAGUAGCCCUCCAGGAUUUCAGUGACCAGUCCCAAAUGCCUCUCUUCUCUGCCCAUCACCACCCAAGACCUUUUCAGUGUUGAAGGCUUGCUUAUACCAUAGCAUUCCUCAUUAACCUCCAGCCUCUCUGUCUCCUGGACAUAAUAGCCAGCAUUCCGACAGACAUGUCUGAUUUAUUUCUUACUAAUAUGCUUUCCUUUUGUGCUGUCAACAAGCACGUGCCUCGUUCAGAAGCCCCCCCCCCAUUUCAUUGCUUUCUAGUCUCAUGUAUAGCAAUACCCUCUUCCCAUCUGUGUGGGGAUUCCUUUCUCCCCAAGCAGAAGGGUGUUGGCCCUUAUUGGGAAGGAGAUCCUUCAUCACAAGUUUGUCCCACUUCUAAAUGUUGCAAUUAGGGUUCUGGUGACUGCCAACGAUAGCUGAUAGCAAUAUCAGGCAGGCAGAGGCCUUGACAUAGCAGGGUCUCCAAUUAUUAUUCAGUAAUGUGGAGAGAACAAUGCUUUUCUCACUCUGUCCUGCCUGCUCCCUUUCUCCUACCUCAGUCUUCAUUUACUCUUAGAGCUGCAGUUCAAGGAACAAGCGUUUAUUUUCUGGGAUUGGAAGUGACAUUGGGCAAGUGAUGUCCUUCCACACACCCCAGUCUAUAGCCAGCCUAAUAUCACUCUUCUCCUUCAAUUGCCUCCUUAAACUUGUUCAACCAAAGCCUUCUGAAACCAAAGGACCUUAUACUGAUGAGAGGCUGCCUUGGAAACUCCCACCUAAGAGGGAACAGGUUUCCUAAAUGCAUGUGAAUCUUCUCCUCUCCUAUGAAUGGGCAGUGGAACUGCCCAAAAAUUCAAAGAUGGGAGGUAAAACUGGAGAGGCCUUGUGAGGUCCUUGGAACAAUUAAAAAAAAAAGUAGCCUAGCAGAUGGGCUCUUUAUUGUCCCUGUGGGAUAUGGGUUCAAGUCAGAAGACCAUCAAUUUUUUAGAGUAACUACAAUAUAUAUGUUUGUCAAGCUAUUAUCCUGAGCCUUCUUGGUACCACUGGAAGGAGCAUCAAAGGCUGUGGAAUCUUCCCAGAUUCCCUUGCUUUUACUGUGACAUCAUUCAGAUUCUACUGUAACAUUGAUGUAUUCUUUGUUUUUCUGUCUCGGAGCCUGUUUAAUGAAACGAUUUUGGGAUGUCUAUUGAUUUUAUCCUCCACCAGCUUAUCAGAGGGUUGCUGGCCAUGUUCAGUGUGCCAUUCUGGGGGAGAUUACCUUGUCAAUUCCAAAAAUCAGAGCCAGUGAUCAGCACUUUAGGAAUCACGAAAAUAAAAUGAUUGUGCAAA